Quercus lobata is the source of this 4685-nucleotide messenger RNA. Its product is annotated as MAP3K epsilon protein kinase 1-like. Gene Ontology annotation, molecular function: ATP binding; protein kinase activity; protein binding. Gene Ontology annotation, biological process: protein phosphorylation. The record is from RefSeq and is a predicted model, not a curated record. NCBI's taxonomy places the organism in Eukaryota, Viridiplantae, Streptophyta, Magnoliopsida, Fagales, Fagaceae. Bases 242 to 4573 code for a protein of 1443 amino acids. The transcript has 24 exons.
UCCGAAUCCGAGUAUUUGGGUCGUAAUUAGCAAAGCAUUCUCUUUCUCUCUCUCUCUCCUCCAUCCUCACCCAACAACACUUUGUUGUAGAAAGAAAUGGAAAUGGAAAUGGAAAUUGAAAUGGAAAUUGAGCACUGGUCUGUUAGGGUUUAUUUUGAAAGAAAGCUAAGCUAAGCCAAGGUAAGGUCGAAAUUGAAGGCGAUCAUCAUCAUCAGCAUCAUUAUCUUCAUCAUCAUCAGCCAUGUCUCGCCAAAUGACCUCCUCCGCCUUCCACAAAUCCAAGACUCUCGACAACAAAUACAUGCUCGGAGAUGAGAUAGGGAAAGGAGCGUAUGGUCGAGUUUACAAGGGUUUGGAUUUGGAGAAUGGUGACUUUGUUGCAAUCAAACAAGUUUCUUUGGAGAAUAUUGCUCAAGAGGAUCUCAAUAUCAUUAUGCAAGAGAUUGAUUUACUGAAGAACUUGAAUCACAAAAACAUUGUGAAAUAUCUUGGAUCUUUAAAGACAAAGACUCACCUUCACAUAAUCCUAGAGUACGUGGAGAAUGGCUCACUUGCAAACAUUAUCAAGCCUAAUAAAUUUGGGCCUUUUCCGGAAUCACUGGUUGCUGUUUACAUUGCUCAGGUUUUAGAAGGCUUGGUCUAUCUACAUGAACAGGGUGUGAUCCAUCGGGAUAUUAAGGGUGCAAACAUAUUGACAACGAAGGAGGGUCUUGUGAAACUUGCUGAUUUUGGUGUUGCAACUAAACUGACUGAGGCUGAUGUUAAUACACAUUCUGUUGUUGGAACACCUUAUUGGAUGGCCCCGGAGGUGAUUGAAAUGUCAGGAGUUUGUGCUGCUUCUGACAUUUGGAGUGUUGGCUGCACUGUGAUUGAACUUCUUACAUGUGUGCCUCCUUAUUAUGAUCUACAGCCAAUGCCGGCUCUCUUUCGUAUUGUUCAGGACGAGAAUCCUCCUAUACCUGAUAGUCUAUCUCCUGACAUUACUGAUUUUCUGCGUCAAUGCUUUAAGAAGGAUGCUAGGCAAAGGCCUGAUGCGAAAACACUGCUUUCUCAUCCUUGGAUACAAAAUUCUAGGCGUGCCUUGCAAUCUUCUCUCCGUCAUAGUGGAACAUUAAGAAAUAUACAGGAAGAUGUUUCAAUGGAUGCAGAGAUCUCUAAUGGAGAUAAUCAGAGAUCUGGUGAAAGUCCUUCUGUUGAUAAAGUGGAAGUAGCUGAUCCCAACACUAAAGCUGAUUCUAGGAAAGGCGAGUUAUCAACUGAGGUUUCUGAUAUGAGCAAGUCUGAUCAAGAUCAUGCUUCAGAUACUAAUAAUAUUGAGGAAAGGGCAGCUCAUCUAGAAGAUUCAGAUCAAGUUCCCACCUUUGCCAUCCAUGAAAAGUCAUCCCUCCAAGCUGCUUCCGGCCAACAAUCUUCUAACAGGGAGGUGGCUACCUCUGAGCCUACCGAGCUUCAUGAGCUACCACAUACUAGUGCCCAUGGGGAAGUGCUGAUGAAUGGUGAUAUAGGAUCCCCUGAAUCAAGAAAGAAGGUUGUAACUGAAAAACAUGGAGGAAAAGGAAGUUCUACCCAUGUUGGGAAUAGAUCGUUGGGCUUUGGACAAAGAAGUCAAGUAAAUAAUUUUCAAAGGGCUGCAAAGAUGUCAGUCACUUCUGGGGAGAAUGAGCUAAGUAGAUUUAGUGACACUCCUGGAGAUGCAUCCUUGGAUGAUCUAUUUCAUCCAUUGGAUAAACAUCUGGAGGAUCGGGCUGCUGAAGCAUCAACAUCAGCAUCAACAUCAACAUCAUACUUGAACGAAGCCAAUGCAUCUGUAGCUGAUGCCGGGAAAAAUGACCUGGCUACAAAGUUGAGGGCUACAAUUGCUCAAAAACAAAUGGAGAAUGAAAUGGAGCAGGCAAAUGGUGGCGGUGAUCUAUUACGCCUAAUAAUGGGUGUUGUUGAGGAUAAUGUUAUGGGUAUUGAAAGUUUGGUGUUUGAUGACAGGUUGCCUGGAGAAAAUCUUUUUCCCCUCCAGGCUGUUGAGUUUAGCAGAUUAGUUGCAUCAUUGAGACCUGACGUAUCAGAAGAUGUGAUAGUGUCUGCUUGUCAGAAACUUAUUGCCAUCUUUCACCAACGCCCUGAGCAGAAAAUUGUUUUUGUGACCCAGCAUGGUCUGCUCCCUCUAAUGGAACUGCUUGACAUUUCGAAAACAGAAGUUUCUAAAACUCGUGUCAUAUGUGCUGUGCUCCAAAUUAUAAAUCAGAUAAUUAAAGAUAAUACUGAUUUCCAAGAAAAUGCCUGUCUUGUUGGAUUGAUCCCUUUAGUAAUGAGCUUUGCGGUACAUGAUCGUCCCCGGGAAGUUCGAAUGGAAGCAGCUAAUUUCUUGCAGCAGCUUUGUCAGUCAAGCUCCUUGACAUUGCAAAUGUUCAUAGCUUGCCGUGGAAUUCCAGUUUUGGUUGGAUUUCUGGAGGCUGAUUAUGCAAAGUACAGGGAAAUGGUUCAUCUAGCUAUUGACGGCAUGUGGCAGGUCUUCAAGCUUCAGCGAUCAACCCCUAGAAAUGAUUUCUGCCGAAUAGCUGCAAAGAAUGGAAUACUGCAGAGGCUUAUCAACACUCUUUACAGCUUAAACGAGGCAACUCGACUAGCGUCUGUUUCUGUUGGGGCAGUUGAUGGUUCCACUCAACGACCUCGUUCUGGUCAAUUGGACUCUAGCCAUCCGAUAUCUGUUCAAUGUGAGGCACCAGUUUCCACAACUGGUCAGUAUGAUCUUCCCAAGGUUAGGCAUGGAAUAAUUGAUCAUAUGUCAACUGGAAUGCAAGAAGCUUCACGGGCUUCAACUUCACAUUCUCAGAGAUCGGAUCCCAAUCAAUCAGAUUCACGAUACCUCCCAAUAGAUCCUGAUAGGCCUCAAUCUAGCAAUGCAGCAAUGGAAGCUUCAGUUGCUUCUAAAUUGCCAGACCCAGCAUCUUCAGAGAAAGUCACAAAUCUAUCAAUUAAGGAACCUUUAGCAAGUACAUCUAAAGAACGAGACAACUUAGACCGAUGGAAGAUUGAUCCUUCUAGAACUGAUGUUGACUUUAGACAGCAGCGUAUUGUUAAUUCUGCCAAUAGGACAUCCACAGACCGGCCUUUGAAAUUAAUUGAAAAUGCAUCAAAUGGGUUUCCUACAACAGUGACCAGUCAGCAAGAGCAAGUUCGACCUCUUCUGAGUUUGUUGGAUAAGGAACCCCCUUCCCGACGCUUUUCUGGUCAGCUUGACUAUGUGCGCCACCUGCCAGGGUUGGAGAGACAUGAGAGUGUACUGCCCCUGUUACAUGCAUCUAAUGAAAAGAAAACAAAUGGUGAUCUAGAUUUUCUGAUGGCUGAAUUUGCAGAUGUUUCUCAACGUGGAAGGGAAAAUGGAAAUCUUGAAUCUAGUGCUAGAGUUUCGCUUAAAACAGCAAAUAAGAAGGUUGGACCACUGGCAUCUAAUGAGGGACCUGCUUCGACAUCUGGAAUUGUAUCUCAGACAGCAUCAGGUGUACUAUCUGGUUCAGGUGUUCUAAAUGCUAGACCUGGGAGUGCAACAUCCUCUGGGUUACUAUCCCAUAUGGUUUCGACAUUGAAUGCAGAUGUUGCUAGGGAGUACUUAGGAAAGGUGUCGGAUCUUCUGCUUGAGUUUGCCCAAGCAGAUACAGUUGUAAAGUCAUUCAUGUGUAGCCAAAGCUUGCUAAGCUGUCUUUUCCAGAUGUUCAAUAGGGUAGAACCUCCAAUUCUUUUGAAGAUACUGAAGUGCAUCAAUCAUUUGUCAACUGAUCCAAACUGCUUAGAGAACCUUCAGCGUGCAGAAGCCAUGAAAUAUUUAAUCCCAAAUCUUGAACUCAAAGAAGGGUCCCUUGUAUCUCAAAUACAUCAUGAGGUCCUCAAUGCGCUUUUUAAUCUAUGCAAGAUAAAUAAGAGGAGACAGGAACAAGCAGCUGAAAAUGGAAUAAUUCCACAUUUAAUGCAAUUUAUUAUGUUGGAUUCUCCCUUGAAGCAGUAUGCAUUACCUUUACUGUGUGAUAUGGCUCAUGCAUCUCGUAACUCAAGGGAGCAGUUAAGGGCCCAUGGUGGGUUGGAUGUGUAUUUGAGCCUCCUUGAAGAUGAGUUUUGGUCUGUGACUGCAUUGGAUUCUAUUGCUGUUUGCUUAGCUCUUGACAAUGACAACAAGAAAGUGGAGCAAGCAUUGUUGAAAAAGGAUGCAGUUCAGAAAUUGGUGAAGUUCUUCCAACGCUGUCCAGAACAACAUUUUGUACACAUAUUGGAGCCAUUUUUGAAAAUGAUCACGAAAUCAUCUCGAAUCAAUACGACAUUAGCUGUUAAUGGUUUGACACCAUUACUCAUUGCAAGACUGGACCAUCAAGAUGCUAUAGCUCGCCUUAAUCUGCUUAAACUGAUAAAGGCUGUUUAUGAGCAUCAUCCGCGGCCCAAGCAGCUGAUUGUGGAGAAUGAUUUGCCUCAGAAGCUUCAGAAUUUGAUAGAGGAACGUAGAGAUGGGCAAAGCUCUGGGGGCCAAGUUUUGGUGAAACAAAUGGCUACUUCGUUGCUAAAAGCACUGCAUAUAAAUACCGUUUUGUAAAUAUAGGUCCUUCAAAUAUUUGUCCCCAAUAUUCUUUUCAUUUUUGCUAAACUAUAAAUAUGAGACGUAAAAUUAAUUUAAAAGAAAAAAAACAAAGGUAUAUGAGCUUGAA